This is a messenger RNA of Magallana angulata, 4694 nucleotides long. Its product is annotated as abhydrolase domain-containing protein 2-like. Lineage: Eukaryota; Metazoa; Mollusca; Bivalvia; Ostreida; Ostreidae. The transcript has 9 exons. Gene Ontology annotation, cellular component: sperm flagellum; sperm plasma membrane. The record is from RefSeq and is a predicted model, not a curated record. The coding region runs from base 250 to 1473 and encodes 407 amino acids. Gene Ontology annotation, biological process: medium-chain fatty acid biosynthetic process; steroid hormone receptor signaling pathway; sperm capacitation. Gene Ontology annotation, molecular function: acetylesterase activity; monoacylglycerol lipase activity.
UUACCGCCAAUUAUUAAAACAACGCAAUAAGGAUCUUUCAAGAUAUAACAUUUUGACAGUCGACGACUGGACUUUGAACCCUAUUCAUGAGUCAUUCCCCUUUGGACGAACUCUUCAAUACAUUCACCAAAACAGCUGAUUAGGUGCGCUGUACAUGUGUAAUGCGCCUUCUAAUACACAGUUUUCCCACGCGGGCGAACACUUGCUGACUGGGCGACUAAAUCAAACACACUGUAACAGAUUAAGACGAUGUCGGCCGUUGUGGUCUCGCUGAUUCUUUUGGGACUUUUCUGUGCCGUGUUCCGACUUCUUCAUCUGUCCAUCUAUGCAGGGGAACCUAAACUGUUCUACAAGGAAGGCUCCCACUUCGUAAAGUCUGUGUUAGAUCUAUGUCCAAUAUUCAAAGAAGUUUAUUUACCACCGCUGAUAUGGGGAAAGAGUGGACACUUACAGACAUUUAUUUAUGCCAAGCUGGGAAGAGUGAAGUCCCCUUAUCCUCUGGGGAAGCGCAUCAGUGUCAAGAUGUCAGAUGGCGCCACAAUGACGUUUGACGUGUUUGAGCCACAUAAACCUCAUCCGACAGAAGGUGAUUACACCAUGGUCCUGUGUCCGGGUAUAGCCAACAGCAGUGAGACGACCUAUAUCUGUACGUUUGUCCACUACGCCCAGGAGCGGGGGUACAGGGUGGCAGUCCUGAACCACCUGGGGGCCCUCUCCAGUGCCCCACUCACCAGCUCAAGGAUGUUUACUUAUGGGGGUACAGAGGAGUAUGGGGCCAUGGUGGAUGAGGUCCUCAGGAGACACCCUGACACCCGGCUGAUGGGGUUGGGGUUCAGUAUGGGAGCGAAUGUGGUGGUCAAGUAUGUGGGUGAGGACAUCUCCAGACAGGAAAAGUUCCUCUGCCUCAUGUCUCUCUGUCAGGGCUACGAUGCAGAAAAAGCUAUUGAUCUCGGAAAGGACUGGGCCCAUCUAAGGAGAAUGUACGCUUAUGUCAUGACGUCAAACCAGAAAAAGAUGUUACGGCGACAUUAUGACAUGUUACUGGGGAAAGAAGUGCAAGAGAAAUAUAACAUUGACCCAGAGCUUGUGCUGGCCUCUACUACAUUAUAUGAACUAGACGAGGCAUACGGUCGGAGGAGGGCGGGGUUUGAAAGCGUUGAAGAGUACCAUAGAAAACACAGCUGCUGUUUCUGCAUGGACAAGGUCACUCUGCCCAUGUUCCUAUUGAAUGCGACAGACGAUCCAUUAGUCCCCCCACCACUGGUGGAGAUAGGAAUCCAAUACGCAAAAACACAUCCCAAUAGCAUAUUGGUGGAAACCAGGCAUGGCGGCCAUCUUGGAUUCUUUGAGAGUGGGAUUCUGACCCCUGACCCCAUCACCUGGUUAGACCGGUCAGCUCUUCAGUAUGCGGAAGCCAUUGUGACCUUAUUUGUUGCCAACAGUCUGCCUCAUCUAAAGUUGAAAGCCGCCUGAAACAAAAAUGGUGAUAUUGUGUUUUUUUCAGCACAACUGCAGCAUCUUGCCUCCAUUCCAAGAGCACCUGUCGUUAUGUGUUUAAAUUUCAAAUUGAUUCAAUUUUCAUCAUCUUACACAUUAUUUAAAAAUGUCGAUUGAAAAGCAUUGACAAUCUGCCUCAUUAAAAAAUGAAAGCCGUUUGAAACAAAAGUGGUCAACGUGAUAUAAUUUUGUGUCAAAACAACUGCAGCAUUUUCCCUCUGGUCAAAAAGCACCAAGCUGCCAUUAUGCGCGUAAUUUUUUUGUUUAAUUUUCAACAACCUACACAUUAGUUAAAAAUGUUGAUCAAAAAGCAUUUUCCAUUUUUUUUAUAAAAUAUUUUUUACUUCCUUCAUGGCCAUGAUUUUUAAUUUUAUAAAAAUGAACUAAAGAUCUUGCAUUAUUGACAAUCUCCUUAUUAAGGAGAUAUCAUAAUUCAUAUAUGUAAGGUUUUAUUGCUUGUAUUUAGUUAAAGAAUAAAAACCAGAGGAGCAAUUUAAUUACAUGCAAAAGUUCUUAUGUUUACAUGUACAUAAUCCCUCUAGAAAAUGUUGGUAUGGAAUAUUCAAGUUCCAUAAAAUUGUGACAGUGAGACACAUUUAUAUCAUUCUUCUAUGCAAAAACUGUCGAUUCCUAUUAACAAACACAAUGAAUUAAUAUCUGCGUGAAAUUGCGAGAAGGAUAUCUUAAGGAUUUUAGAAUUUGGCUUUUUUUUUUUCGAACAGAUGUAAACUAAAUGAAACUAUGAUAAAAAAAAAUUUGAAUUUCGCGAUUUUAAAUUCUCAUGAUUUGAUGCAAAAUGAAUGAAUCGCAAAAUUUAGGUACUGAGUCUCGCAUAAAAUAAGAAAUCUUUGUUAAUAAAGGCAUUUCUGUAAAAUUUUAGUACGAAAAAUGAGACACAAACUGUAAUCACCUUUAUAUUUGUUUUUAAAUUUCAAAAUAAUAAUAAAUAGUCUAUUGUUGAUAAUCAGAACUGUAGGCAUACAUAUAAAUGACCAUGAAUCAAACUUUGUGAUAUUAAUGUCUGUGUAUCUCUAAUAUGAAAAUAUAAAUGUUUAUUGAUCAGAAUUCCAGCUACUUUUUAUUAAGACUUUGUAUGAUAUUUCCAUGGGUACUAGUAUAUACUUUUUAAUUUAUGUGCCAUAAUUACACUUUAUUAAGCCUUAUUUUCAUCCAUUUAUAUUGCCUUUAUAUGUAUCAAUACAUUAUAAUGUUAGUAGUCAGAAUUUUUGUUUUUGGUAAUUUACAAUUUGUUUGUUUUUCGUUUGAUUGUUUGAUUGUUUUUAUAUCAAAAUUUAUAGUUAGAAUAGACACUUGGAGUGCAACCUCUCUUUUGGUUGUGGCCUAUAGGUAUUUAGUGACGUAGUUUGAUAGAAAUACAUAGACAGCUAGAGGUUCAAUUUCUGAUUUAUAGGUUUAGAUUUUCUAUGUUUUUACUCUCUAUUUUUUUUUUAAUUGUUAAAUGUAUGAGAGAUAACAAAUUAAUUUGCCUUUCAUACAAAUUAACAUCACGUACAUUCUUUCAGUUACCUCUUUCGCCUUUGAUACUGUUAAUUUUUAUGAAAUGUAUAUCAUCAAAUAAAUCACAUUACAGAUAUAAGUUUGCACUGAUAAUUUUGCAAAUUUUAUUUUUAUGUUUAGAAUCACUAUCCCAAUUGUUUUCUCCCUUUAUAUGUAGAAUUGAAAUGUUUGUUUUUAACUCUAAACUCUUUGAAACUGAAUAAUAAGUACAUCCAAACUUAAUUGCACUAAAAAAAAAAGGUGACUUGCGUUUAUCAGUACGUGAAUGCACCAGGAAUAAGAAUGAAUAAUUGCGUUAUUAAUCAUAUUAUACAAAAGGUUUAGACCAAUGGAAAUGAAAUACAUAGUGUUUGUAUAUAUAAAAGGAUAUCCUCUUUUUUUAAAUUUAAAUGAUUUCAAUGUGGUAUUUGUUAUGAAUUAUAGAUUCAGACCCUUAGCAAUAUAGAUGAUGCCUUUACCGGAUUUUUCUAAAAAGGGAAAGUGGGCUACGGUUUCCGAUAAAUUAAGAAAAUAUGAUACAUGUAAUUUUAUGAAAAUAAGACGUUUAGUGUUUGUUUUGAUUUUUCUGCCAAAAUAUUAUUAAAUUGGCUGUUCACAUUUAUAUGACACAUAUUUUUUAAAAAUUGACUUGUGUUUGUUUGUUUGUUUGGGUAAAGCAGGAAAAGCUACUAGUUUAUGACUUAUUGAUUUGGCAAUUUACAGUGGGUUCUUGUUUGAUGUACAUGUGCUUGCCAAUAGGAUUUUACAUGUAUUAAUGAAUUCUAUUUUGUCAUUAACUUCGUUAUUUGUGAGAUGGUGAAAUUGUCGCAGUUGAACAUUUUAUAUCUCGUGCAUCUUUUGAAUUUUUUUUUUAAUAACAUGUCUUAAUUUUGGUUUGUUUCUUCAUAUAACAAAACAAAUGUUGACUGUGUUUUCGGGCAACAUUGAUUAUAUUAGCCCCCUUGGGACGAAAAUAUUGCCCUCUGCUUCGCGUUGGGCAAUAUUUCGUCCCUCGGGGGCUAAUAUAAUCAAUGUUGCCCUCAACCCCAGUCAGUAUUUGUAUAUUGUUAAAUAAUAAUUUUGUCACUUGAAAGGAGGUAAAAAAGAGUUAUGUCAAAAACAAUGGAAACUACCUCUUGAAUUGCAGGUUUCUUUGUAAAGAAACCAAAAUGUCUACUUGUCAAUAUAUGUGUAUCAUAAAUGUAUAAGUAAAAUAUAAGCUUUGUUGAAGCACAGUACAAAUUACAAAGAUAGAAAAUAUAACUUUAUUUAUCAUAAUAUAACUAUAUUAAAUCUGUUUAUAUAAAAACUUAAAUUUCGAAUUCAUAUUUUGCACAGUCGAUUUGUAAAACUUUAUCAAUAGAAUUUUUUUUAUUUUUUUUUUAUUUUUAUAUCAGAUCAAUAGUUUUUGAUAUAGGUGUUUUAUAACAUUGAAAAGCCAUAAAGAAUAUACAUAGGUAAUAAGUCCAAAAGACUUAAAAUUUAAUGUUGAAACCUGUAUAUACAAUAGUAACAUAUUUAAGAAAUCAAACACCAGUAUUUUCAAAACUGUUAGGAGUCUCUUGAAAAAAAAAAUGUACAGGAAAUACCUAUUAUAUAUGUGAUUCUUGCCUCCUUACUUUAUGAUUGUGGAUUUCAUAUAUCUAUAUUUUUUUUUUAUAGAAAACCUACUUGUCAGAUUGGUAGUUCAAUUUUUUUUU